AUUUUGUCAUUAAUAGAAUAUGAAAGUACGAGUUAUGUCCCCUUCUAUGAUUGCAACAGAUUGCUUGGCCCAAACAGCAAGUAAGGAAUAGAUUUCUGCCGUUUUUGAUGUCCUGACAAAGUGACCUUACAGCUUGACCAUGCCAUCUGAACAAGGUCUGAUCACACUGGAAGAUGUCCGAAAGGCUAGAGAGGUGUUGGCCAAUAGCUCGCUUGGUGUAUGCAAAACACCAUUGAUAAAGAAUACAAACAUGUUCCCAGGCCUAGAGAAUGCUGAAGUGUACCUCAAACUGGAAAACAUGCAGACAACUGGUUCUUUUAAGAUCCGUGGUGUAGCUAGUCAGAUGGCAAUUAUACCAGAUGAUGUUAAGAGGAGAGAGAAAAAACUAAUCACAAUAUCUGCAGGGAAUUAUGGGAAGGCAUUUGCUUAUGCCCUAAAUAAGUUGAAUCUUUCUGGACUCUGUUUGAUGCCUUUAACAGCACCUUCAAGUCGAGUCCAGCUUAUCAAGAGUUUUGGAGUUGAGGUGAAACAGAUCCCAUCAAGUGAUUUAUUGUCAACAGUGGAUAAAUAUGUAGCAGAAAAAGACUUUACUUUCCUGCAUUCCUUUGAUGAAAUCAACCUUAUUGCUGGUUAUGGCAGUGCAUCCCUGGAGAUCCUUGAGGACGGUGUUAAACCUGAUGUUGUGAUUGUGUGCUGUGGAGGAGGAGGGCUUGUGUCUGGUGUCGCUGCAACUUUUAAACUGUCUGGUCUUACUGACUGUAGAGUGUACGCUGUAGAGCCAGAGGGAUCUCCUACCAUGUAUGAAAGUUAUAAGAAAGGGGAGGCAGUCACCAUACCUACAGUGAAUUCUGUAGCAGGAGGCCUUUCACCACCCUUUGCAGGCAAAUUAACCUACCAACAUUGUAGGAAAUUUGUAGAGGAUGUGGUCUUAGUAACAGACAAGGAACUAAUUGAUACCAUGGCAAUGUUCUACAAACGAGGCUUGGUCGUAGAACCCUCCGGGUGUGCUGCUAUGGCUGCCUUGAUUAACGGACGCAUUCCUGAUGUAACAGGAAAAAAAGUGGUGGUGUUUGUGACAGGAGGGAAUAUCACAUCGGAAGAAAUGACAGUUCAUCUGAAGUGAAAAAGUUUGAAGCUCGGAGAGGCAUUUAAAAGUUAAUGAAGCAAUGUAAUUUGACUGUGAUUAUCCAAUGGGAUUUGGUUUGUAAUCGUUAGUUUUCUGGAGGUUUGGAUUGUCCACCAGUGACUAGUUUUACUCUGUUACCACAGGAGUAAUGCUGCAUUUGUGCAAAGUGAUUUAUACAGUAUAUAUGUAUGGUCAUUGUGAACUGGUGCCCGUCAAAUCUCCAAAAAUAAAAUAUUUGAUUUGACCACAAUUUAAGUAAAUAAUUUGACAUGAUUAAGUUUCCAACCGAACAGAUUAUAACCUAGAGAUCUAGGAGUGUAAAAUUUUACGAUAUCAGAAUGUCAUCGGCUUUUGCAAAUCUUCAGAAAUCCAUGAAUUUGUAAAUUAUGCUACAUUUUGAACAUCUAACCUUGAUUAACAAUUUAAUUUGCGGUAUAAUCAUACUUAAAUCACAAUUAUUUAUCAAUUUAAAUGCAAAUAACAAUAAUUUUCACAAUUUGUUGCACUUUUUAGCAACAAAUCUGCUUUUGGAAGGCAUAUCCAUAACAAUGAAGCUUGUCGAUACUGAAUGUUUUUUUUACUACUUUUAGGCAUUUUCUUAAGUUUCAUCUAACAUUGUGGUGUACAUCAGUUUACCAAGUUGAGUUAAGCUCAAAAUGACAUGCUGUUUACAUUGUUCAGGUAUGUUGAAGACUAUACAGUUGUUGAUAAUUAUAAUAAUUAUAAUAAUAAAGCUCUAUGAUA
Messenger RNA from Ylistrum balloti, 1870 nucleotides. Its product is annotated as L-threonine dehydratase catabolic TdcB-like. Bases 140 to 1123 code for a protein of 327 amino acids. Lineage: Eukaryota; Metazoa; Mollusca; Bivalvia; Pectinida; Pectinidae. The record is from RefSeq and is a predicted model, not a curated record. The transcript has 7 exons. Gene Ontology annotation, biological process: L-threonine catabolic process; L-serine catabolic process. Gene Ontology annotation, molecular function: L-serine ammonia-lyase activity; threonine deaminase activity; pyridoxal phosphate binding.